CGGCAGACAGCGGUGUGUUGUUGAAACGGAGCUCCUCUCAAAUGAGGGGAAAUGUUGACGCUCGGAGUCGGAAUGACGGUUUGACUCCGGCGUGAAGCAGCGACAUUUAAAGACUGUCAAAAAAAGAAGAAAAAAAAGAAAAGUGAACAUGUCUGGAGUGCAACAGGACCAAGCUAGGAAGCGACGCCCCUCCAAAAUGUUUUUGAUCUCGACCGACCUGAAGGUCCAAGACCAGCUGGAAGGUACCAUUCGGCUGCAGCGGGGGUUUAUGUGCCAGGAGCAGGAUGCGAGCAGAAACAGAGGAGACUGGCUAUGGGUCAAGGUGUUAGACAAUGGUGUCAUGGUGAAAAUAGACAGGAAGUACCUGCUGGAUGUCCCGAGUGACCUUACCGGUCUGCUGGAGCCUGUCACUGACCCGGAGGCUCGUCUGAAGCACCUGGCCGAUCCUGAGAAGCUGCGUCACAUGAUAACUUUACCCCUCGGUGCCCCACUGUGGGUCCAGAUCGGCCAAAAGGACGAGCUAGCAGAGGCAGAGCUCAAAUACAUCGGGCCGCUGACCAGAGGAGGCAGUGAUGUUUGUUUUGGAGUCCAACUCAAGGGUUCAGCAGCAGGUAAAGGAGUGAGCAACGGUUCCUUCAAAGGCCAGCGUCUGUUCGCCUGUCCGGACGCCUGCGCCCUCUUCCUCCCGGUCAGUGACAUCAGGCUCCGACACUGGUCCAGCAGAGGUGACCCCGACGCGCAUGAGCGACACCGCGAGCGAGACCACCACCGCCGCAGCGGCGGUAAUCACCCGAGCAACGGGCAACACAGCAACAACAGCCGCCCGAAUCACCAUCACCAUCAACAACAACAACAACAACAGACCAGGCGCCACACCAGCUUCAACCAGCAGGGGUCCAGCAGUUCUUCUCAGGUUCAGGCCCCCGGCGUUGUCUCUCGAACAGCGGAGUCGGCGCCUGCCACCGCGCAAAACCGACAAGCAACGUCGUCGGCACCACUGGCUUCGUCGUCGUUCGCUGUCGGCCAGCGUGUGUCCUUCCCAAUGGAGGACAAUGUCGGUGACGGGGAGGUGCGAUUCUGCGGUCUGCUGCCCGGACGCCCCUCGUCAGGGAUGUACGUCGGCAUUCUGCUGGACGCUCCUGUUGGAAACUGGGACGGCCAUUACAGAGGAGAGAAGCUCUGCCACAUUCCUUCCUCCCUUUAUGGGCUACUACUGCCAAUCACCAAGGUUACUGCCGAGCUAAAAUCCCACCGUCACAGUCCUCAACAAACCUCUAAACCCUUGUUGAAGCAAGCUCCGCCCCCCAACGCCAAACCAGGUCCUCCGUCUCCUGCCACCUCCGCCUCCAAGGUCGCCCUGUUGCCGCCCAAACUGCCGCUGAAAUCUCCUCCACUGCCUCCGCCCAAACUCUUCCAUAAGCCUCUUCCCCCGCCCCCCAAACCUCGCAGUCCAACGUCGCACGUCGCCGCGGAGCAUCCACAACACACCAACGGCGCUCACGGCUUCGCCCCCCCGCUGCUGUCGCCAGAUAACGUGGAAGUGUUCAGCGAGAACGGGGAGUCGGGGCUGGAGAGCGAGCUGGAGGUGGGCUCGCUGGUGGAGGUCAACGACCCGCCCAUUUAUGGAGUCAUCUGUUGGAUAGGACGCAUCAGUGGGGUUUCUGAGCUCGUCGCAGGAAUCGAGCUGGAUCAGGAGCUGUCUGCGGGAACAGACGGCAGUUACCUCGGCGAACGCCACUUCCGCUGUCCGCCGAACAAAGGUCUGUUUGUCAAACUCAGAAACUGUAGGCGGGACUCCAGGUUCCCCGCACCUGAAACCCCCGUCAAUCAAGUGGAGCGCUGCAACUCUAUAGCGUUCGCAGAGUGGGGCAGCGAGCGUGUGGAGGAGCACACGCCUCCUGUGGAGGGAGACGAGGCCAGCAAUCUGUACACCGGCUGGAAGAGGGGCAUCCAGGGUCAUCUGAACUCAUGCUACCUGGACGCCACGCUGUUCAGUCUGUUCUCCUGCUGUAGUUCUGCAGACUGGGUUUUGUUCUGGCCGUCCGACCCUGACACCAACCCAGACUCCAGUCAGGCUCAGGACCUGCUGCGCUGUGAGAUCGUCAACCCUCUACGAAGGUAUGGCUACGUAUGUGCCAGUAAGACCAUGGCUCUGAGGCGCCUGCUGGAGGCUGCGAAUAGUGACGGCGGCUUCACCAACCAGGAGAAAGAUCCUGAAGAAUUCCUCAACAGGCUUUUCCAGCUCCUCCGAGUCGAGCCGCUCCUCAAGAUCAGAUCGAUGACUCAGCAGCCUCAGCAGUGUCACCUCUACCAGCUCUUCCCUCCGACACUUCCCCACUCUCCCACCUCGCCUUCGCCAAACUCCCCCAUCGACUCCCCCAUCCCGCUCUCCUCGCCGCCGUCCAUUCGCAUGAGAGUGGCCAGCGUUCAGGCGCUGCUGGAGUCGUCCUUCCUCCACACCGGCCUCAAGUUUGCGGAGGCUCCUUCCUGCCUCCCGCUGCUCAUGCCCAGGUUCGGAAAGGACUUCAAGAUGUUUGACGCCAUCUUGCCCACACUUAGCCUGGACAUCACCGACCUCCUGGAUGACGCUCUGAGGCAGUGCAGUAUCUGUCAGGCGGUGGCAGAGUGGGAGUGUCUACAGUGUUACGACGACGGCGACAUCACACCCGGGCGACUCAAACAGUACUGUCCCACCUGCAACACACAGGUCCACAGUCACAGGAAGCGGGCGUCCCACAGUCCAGUGAAAGUCAGCGUUCCCGGCGGACCAUGGCCCGACUCCCUGCACUGUGCCCGCCAGCAAAUGUCUUUGUUUGCGGUGACGUGCAUCGAGACGAGCCACUACGUGAGCUUCAUCAAACACGGGCCCCUCCCCACUGACUGGCUCUUUUUUGACAGUAUGGCAGACCGAGAAGGUGGACAGAACGGCUUCAACAUCCCUCGUGUGAUGCCGUGUCCCGAGGUCGGGCGCUACCUCAAGUUAUCGGAGGAGGAGCUGAGUCGAGUCGACGCCGCCUCGUUACGAGAGCCCGCCCGGCGCCUGCUCUGCGACUCCUACAUGUGUCUGUACCACAGUCCCGAACUCAGUCUGUACAAGUGAUGUGGACGCACACACACACACGCGCGCACAACAACUGACUCACAAAGACGUUCGCGUCGUCCUCAGGUUCUGCUUUUUCUAUGUAGGAAAAACAGGUUUUGUCAGUUUUGUUUUUAUUUUCCACGUUAUAUAAAGCCAUUGAACACUGAAUAUAUUCAGCUUCUGUGGUUCUGUUUACACUCAGGGGGGAGGGGCUUAACCUCUCAUGUAUUUGUAAAUACGUCAAACGUUACAGCACUAAACGUCCAAUUUUCCGAUAAAUACACAUGCCCCGUCUCCAGACUCUGAUGUAAGUAAAUGCAGGAUUAUUUAAGUGCAAUGUUGAACUGAGAUUCUGUAAAGAAAACAAAAACAUAGAUGUUGUCAGAAAUCUUCACUUGUUACAUUCUGCUUGAGUUACAAGGACUUUUUUUUUUUGCUCGGUUUUACUUCAUCUUGAAGCUGGUUAAACUGACUAUUAAAAGUUAAUCCAUAUCAAAUGUGCCAAACGAACAAAUGAGUUGUAAUUUAUUUUUAAUUAAUUAAAGAUCCUUGCGCUCGUGACCUUGGAUAUUUCCGCCAGUGCUGAUAUUUAUGCCCCGUGUCACACACACACUGUACAGAACCACUGUCUCUGCAGUAAAACAACUAAACUAACACACAAAUACUUUACAUUCAAUUUGCACUGCUUCCUUUACAUGUCGGCGUGUAAAUAAAUGCCUUAAGCUGACGGUAAAGAUCACACACGAAACUUUUGUACUAAUGAUGAUGAGUGGUUUAAUAUUUAACAGCUGCAAACGAUAAGAAAAAUGUCCCUGUUAUUAAAAGAUUUGACAAGCAA
Messenger RNA from Solea senegalensis (Senegalese sole), 3920 nucleotides. It is a transcript of the gene cyld3, whose product is annotated as ubiquitin carboxyl-terminal hydrolase CYLD. The record is from RefSeq and is a predicted model, not a curated record. NCBI's taxonomy places the organism in Eukaryota, Metazoa, Chordata, Actinopteri, Pleuronectiformes, Soleidae. Gene Ontology annotation, cellular component: cytosol. The transcript is spliced from 17 exons. Gene Ontology annotation, biological process: regulation of mitotic cell cycle; positive regulation of extrinsic apoptotic signaling pathway; regulation of intrinsic apoptotic signaling pathway. Gene Ontology annotation, molecular function: K63-linked deubiquitinase activity; cysteine-type deubiquitinase activity. The coding region runs from base 149 to 3100 and encodes 983 amino acids.